GGGGCUGCCCCUCAGAGCCGGGAGGAGCCGCCGGAGCCCCGCGGGUGCUGGUGCCCGGAGGCGGAGCGGCCGGAGCGCCGGGAAGGGGCGGGGCGAGCUGGCGUUGCCGGAGCGGCGCACGGCGCCAUGCUGGCCCUCGCCGGCUUCCGUCGGCCCCUGGCGGCGGCGGCGCGGGGCGGCGGCGGGGCCAUGCCCCGAAAGGGAAAAGAAGCCGGGAAGGGCCCCGCGGGACCGGGCGCCGCCGCGGGACCGGUGUCGGCGGGCGAGGGGUGCGUGAGGGUGGCGGUUCGCGCCAAGCCCGGCGCCCGCCGCAGCGCCGUCACAGAUGUGACGGCUGAGGCAGUGGGUGUAGCUAUCGCUGCACCUCCAUCAGAAGGGGAGGCAAAUGCCGAGCUGUGUCGCUACCUCUCUAAGGUGCUAGAGGUGAAGAAGAGUGAAGUUAUUUUAGAGAAGGGUGGUAAAUCACGUGAAAAAGUGGUGAAGAUUUUGGUAUCGAUGACACCAGAUGAGAUUUUAGAAAAACUGAAAAAAGAAGCUUCCAGUUGACCUAAAACAAGAGCGAGAAAUGGGACAAUGCAUCUUGGUAAAUGGACUGAUAUUCUUUCUUAUGUAAAUCUGGUUUCGUUGAGAAUGUGAGUAAUGACUAGGGAAAGAUAGUUCUUCUUCCCCCCGCCACCCCUGCUCUAUAGUUAAAGUUUUUGUCUGGGUUUGGUAAGAAAAACUUGUCUUUACUGAGGCUCUGUAUCUGCUUCUGUCACUAAAGACUUUUUUUCCCCUCUGGAGAGUUUCCUGUUGGUAAGAUUUGACCUCUUUCCAGGUCCCUAAACAAGUGGUUUAAAAAAAAUUUGUUUCUUAGUAAAACAAACUUUGGUUAACAGAGUGAAAGGCUUGGAGUUAUAGGCUUCGAUGUGAAGUGGUACAGAAGGAUGAGUCUGUCUGGAGGGUAAAGACGCUAGAAGGAUGUUCUCUUCAGUAUCUAACAGCAGGUACUGGGUGCAGUGUUGCACUGUGUGCACAUAUGUACAUUUAAAAUAAACAUAUUUGAAGCCAAUAUACUGUUGUUGAUCACACAGGCAAGCUAAAAGCAGAAUCACCCAAACAACUGAAACAAAACCAGAAGUUUGCAGUAUGAAAAACUGACCCAGAACCUAGUAAUUGCAUACACGGUGUCGCUUUGUCUGUAGUUUCCUGGAAAGUAGAGAUAUAAUCGUGUGUCUUUGACAAAUGUAUGUCACAUGUAAUGACUGUUUUUAAUAAAAGGGGCAAAAAGUAUUAUCAAACUUUGUUUUGCGUUUAUAUUUUUAAC
Chroicocephalus ridibundus (black-headed gull) is the source of this 1306-nucleotide messenger RNA. RefSeq names its product chromosome 9 C15orf40 homolog (gene C9H15orf40). The record is from RefSeq and is a predicted model, not a curated record. The coding region runs from base 127 to 546 and encodes 139 amino acids. The transcript is spliced from 4 exons. NCBI's taxonomy places the organism in Eukaryota, Metazoa, Chordata, Aves, Charadriiformes, Laridae. Gene Ontology annotation, cellular component: cytoplasm.